AUGAAGAAGCUCUACCCGCAAGCUCUGGCAGACAACUCUUGGGAUAACACUGGCUUGCUCCUGGAAGCUCCGUUCGUUGCGUCUCGUCGCCAAUCGAACAACGUCCUUCUCACUAUCGACCUUACGAAAGCUGUCGCGGAUGAAGCCAUUGCGCUCAACUCGUCGAUCAUCAUUGCAUACCACCCAAUUAUAUUCAGAGGCCUCAAGUCGAUCACGCUUGCGAAUACACAGCAGCAGACUCUGCUGCGUCUGGCUAGUCAUGGCAUCAGCGUGUACAGCCCACAUACAGCCGUGGACUCCGCACCAGGAGGGCUCGGAGACUGGCUAGCAGACAUUGUUACUGGCACUAAGAAGGCCUUGAGUGAGGAUGAUUCAGAGGCUGGAUCAAGCCAGCAAGGCGACAAGCCAGAUGCAGACGACCCCUUCAUCGAGAAGAAGCGGCCUGCAUUCACGCUGAACCACCACCCCAGCCAAACCACGCUACGCACCGCAAAGCUGCCUGCCACAACGGCUACCACUGCUUCAGUCUCACAUACUCGCCGGCCAGUAAAGCCCCAGUCGCCCGAGAUCAAAUCGCAUCCUGGCGCAGGCAUGGGUCGCAUCGUGGAGUUCAGCCAGCCGCAACCGCUCCCCGCGCUACUCGAUCGCAUAGGCAAGGGCCUGAACAACCCCAAAGGCUUCCCCAUCGCCAUCCCCCAAAAUGCCACCAUAUCUGACAUCAAGAUCCGCAGCGUCGGCAUCUGCGCCGGCUCAGGCGGCUCUCUGCUAGGCGACCUCGAAGUCGAUCUCCUCUUCACCGGUGAAAUGAGCCAUCACGAAGCGCUAGCCGCCAUCGAAAAGGGCCAGGUAGUCAUCAGUCUGUUCCAUAGUAAUUCCGAGCGUGGCUUCUUGGCUGAAGUGCUGCUGGCGCAGUUGGAGGAAGCUGUAGAGACAGAGUGGAGUCAGGUUCGGGAGGAGAAUAUAGGUAAGGAGGAGUUGAAGGAUGCGCUGGCAGACGAGGACUUUGAAGUCAUUGUCAGCGAAGUCGAUCGCGAUCCCUACGGCAUCGUAGUGUUGAAACCCGAGGCCGAGUAA
This is a messenger RNA of Parastagonospora nodorum SN15, 1074 nucleotides long. RefSeq lists its product as hypothetical. NCBI's taxonomy places the organism in Eukaryota, Fungi, Ascomycota, Dothideomycetes, Pleosporales, Phaeosphaeriaceae. The record is from RefSeq and is a predicted model, not a curated record. The coding region runs from base 1 to 1074 and encodes 357 amino acids. Gene Ontology annotation, cellular component: mitochondrion; cytoplasm. The transcript is spliced from 2 exons.